AUGGCAGCCUAUACGACUAAUCCGUACGUGGAAGCGGUAGCCGACGAACUCGAUUUGUUUUCUACCCCGCCUACGUUUACCGGCGUAGAGAAAUUUUAUUACGUGAAUUAUAGACCGACCUCUCAGAUUACAACGGAUACCAGCCCCGUGGAAUUUAAUAUAUCAAAUCAAGGUAUCGAUUACAUCGACCUUCAACGCACCAAACUGUACGUGAGAGCCAAAAUAACCAAGUCUGAUGGAAAAUCGCUAGUCGAGGAUGAGCAAGUAGCCCCGGUCAACUUAUGGCUUCACAGUUUAUGGUCGCAAGUGGAUCUCACGCUGAACGGGAAACUCGUUACGAGUUCCAGCAAUCUGUACCCCUACAAAAGUUACCACAAGAGGAUCCUGAACGCUUCCAACGAUACCAAACAGUCCUCUCUUCAAGCGCAGUUGUAUUAUAAAGACGACGGAGACUCAGAUGAAACGAAUCCUAUAGCGGGUAUUAAUUCCGGGUUGGUCCACAGAAACACCUAUUCCAAAAUGAGUAAAUCCGUCGAUAUGCAGGGGUCCUUGUGCGAAGAUUUCAUGGAUAUCAACAGGUACUUGUUGAACGGCGUCUCUCUCCAGCUCAAACUUUACCCGACGAGACAGAAGUUUAAUCUCAUGUCGGGACAAACGGGUCUUGACUACAAAGUCGUCCUCCAAGACGUUUACCUGACCGUCUGCAAAGGGCGACCCAGCAUGAACAUCAUCACGAGGCAUGCGAGGAUGCUGGGAGAGACCACCGCUAAAUAUCCCUUCACCAACAAGGUGGUCGUGUGUCUGGUAUCGGCAGAGGCCGCUAAUGGAAAUUAUACGAAAAAACCCUUUAACUUUGCCAUGUACGACGUCAACGGAGAGUCUCUUCCCUCCCAGCCUCUGAGCCUCAGUUCGGGACAGAUUGUCACCGCCUACGAGAGACUGUUCGAAGGCCGAGAACACCUUGGAUCAGAUAUAACCAGAUACAAUUUUUCCAUGGGUUCACGUUGGAACCAGAACACUUGA
Molecule: messenger RNA, 1023 nt
Organism: Haliotis rufescens (red abalone)
Lineage: Eukaryota; Metazoa; Mollusca; Gastropoda; Lepetellida; Haliotidae
Exons: 1
Coding region: 1-1023 (340 amino acids)
Biological process (GO): deoxyribonucleotide biosynthetic process
Cellular component (GO): cytosol
Molecular function (GO): ribonucleoside-diphosphate reductase activity, thioredoxin disulfide as acceptor
Source: RefSeq, a predicted model, not a curated record